AGACAGCAUGAACCACGGAAGAGAAUGCCCUGCGGGGAAUGAACUUGAAGGACUUAGUGAAGAAGACUAUACCAAUCUUUUCCAGACAAGAGACGAUCACACGUACACUGAACUAAGUAGUGUUGAGCUUAACGCUAUAUCGGAGCAGGUCUAUCGGAAUACAAAUGAAAAUGAGUCCAGGCACAUCGACACCAAUGCGUCACCAACGGAAAUCAACACCACGAAAAAAAAGAUAUGGAUAUUCGCGUUUGUCGCGAUUUUACUAGCAUCUGUGGCUGUUGUGGCUGUAGUGAUUUCACAAACCUCAAUAGAUGAAACAAUCAUCAAAUUGGCGUCGCCUCGACCCCUGGAUGUUUCCACUGAGCUGACUUCCACACUGGCAGUAACGGAAAAUAUUACUACUACUACUACUACAACAUCGAAAACCACAGACGAAAAUUUAUCGACGUCCACUUUAACAAGCACAAGUACACUUUCAAGCAAAAGUACAAGCAUACCAACUACAACAACGGAUACACACACAUUUGACACUUCAAUAGUUACACCAGGUUCGACAACAGAUUUAUCAGCCGUAAGAUGGUCACUAUGGGGUGAAUGGACUCGGUGUUCAUCUACCUGCGCAUCAGGGAUCCACAAGCGAUACCGCCAAUGUAUUGCAAGUCCGUGCAGCGGCGACUACAUAGAAACAGAGAUCUGUACUUCAUCUCCUUGUCCAGUUUUUGGAAAAUGGAUGACCUGGGCUUCGUGGGGCGCUUGUGAUGUAACCUGCGGCGGCGGUGCUCAAACGCGUACACGAGAAUGCCAAAAGAACGAUCCCUCCGACAUCGAUUGUGUUGGUGGAAAUUCGCAGCAACAGACAUGUUCGACUUGGGAUUGUCCAGAUUGUUCCAAAACCUGUUCUGUUGGGACACUAAAUGGGGAAUGUGACACGUGUGAAUGUUCUUUAACAACCAAAGGACGCGUGCUAGCAACUUCUUCAAGAAACCCAGUGUCCGGAGCAUCAAUUUUCGCUGCUACCGCCCCGACACGACCAUUGGCAAUAACAAAUUCGACAGGCUUUUUCAUUCUUGAUACCACAUGUACUGGUACAGACAUCAUCAUAAAGAAAGAUGGCUACAACGACUCUUUGACACAGAUAACAACAGAAUAUAACAUUCUGAACAUUUCAAAAAUCGUGACCCCUCACUUUAUCCAGACACCGAUGAGCAAGAAGCGGCUUGUUGGCGAAUCCCUCUCACUGUGCUGCCAAGCUGAUGGACUUCCUGAAAUAGACUACUACGAAUGGUUUCAGAAUUCCCAGCUUCUAGACACAGCCUUGUACCCAAACGCAACCCUAUUGAAUAUCGAUAAUGUUCGUGAAACACAUUCCGGACAAUAUCAAUGUCGCGCAAAUAGCCCUGCUGGAGCCAUAAUGUCGACAGCAGUUAACAUUCAAAUCAGAGAGACUCCUGAUGAUUUCUGUACAAAGUCGUUGCGACAAAAAGCAUUUGCUCUUCCAAGCGACUGUGUCCAAGAGGCCACAAAUACAGCAACGUUCGAGGUAGGCGAGUGCAUCGCACAAACAUGUCGACAAAAUGGUUCAAUAGAUGUUCAGACUUGCGGCGAAGGUUCACAUUCUUGCUGCUCCGUAAAAGAAUCAAAACUCGAAACUGUGCAAUGCUCAGGUUACACAAUGCAAGUUGUCGUUGUAAACAAAUGUGGAUGUGGACCUUGUUCAUCAAACACAUUCACAAUAUCUGGAACGGCUCUUUCGGCACUUGAUAAAUCUCCUGUCAAAUACCUGUAUGUAUAUGUCAAUGGGGAGUUUAAUUCUUACACCGAUAAGAGGGGUUACUUCACUGUCACUGUAGACGCAUUUGCAUCUCCACUAACUUUGAAUUUGGUGGAUAAGUACAACAAGCAGUUUCUGCCCGCCGUUAAACGAAUAGCUAUAUCUGAGGGCUUUAGUGGAACAAUGAAAGUUGAAGUUAAUCUAGUUCCGGUCGCUUCACCCAUAGAAAUUGAUGCUUCGAUUGAAAACACGCUUAAUGCACGCUCAGAAUCAAACACGCAUGCGCCUAAUGCUGAGAUAGUAAUUCCGGCGGGCUCAUUUUAUGACGAGAACGGUGAAUACUAUAAUGGUACCGUUUCUGCAAGCUUUACUUUUUUAGAUACAUCAAACACAUCUAAUAUAGAACAGUUGCCAGGAGUGUUCAGAUCAAUAGACGCUGAAGGUGAAACAAAUAAUCUUGACUCGUUAGGCGUUUUUAAUCUAUAUUUUCGAGAUAACGGAGGAAACCCCUUAUCACUCGGCGAGGAAAUAGAAAUCAAAUUUCCGGUAAAUACUUCACCUGACAUAUUAGAUAUGGAUUUUCAACUGUGGAGUUUAAACACAGACACAGGCGUUUGGGAGCAGAUAAGUAUUUAUUCUCAAUCUUCAAGAAGAAAGAAACGACAAUUAUCUACGGAGUGGAUUGGGAAUAUUAAUUUAUCUGACUUUGAAUAUUAUAAAUGGUUCAAUAUUGAUCAGCUAAGAGACAAUUAUGAAACAGUUUGUUAUUUUAAAACCCGGUUUUACAAGGAUAGGAACCUAACACUCGAUGUUAACGACCCUGAAAGGAACUAUGAGCUUGAAAUGCUAUCAACUGCAAAUGGGAUACUCACAACGAUCUACGGUUAUGUUAGGCACCCCGACGACGAAUGUAUACCGGUCGGUUGUGAUCAAAGUAUUAACAUGUACAUAUCCAGUUUUUACAACAGCAGGACCAAUUAUGAACAUCUCUAUGCCGCUGGCCCUGCCAUCAACACAGGACAGUAUUUUCAUAUACAAGAAGACGAAAAAGCAAUCAAAAUAUCAAUUCAGUCAUCAUCAAAUGGGCCAUUUUAUGACGAUGAGAAUGUAUGUAUACAAUCUUCAUCUAACCCUUUGCAAUUUUACCAUGGGUACACUGGUCCAUCUCGAUAUAUACCUGUAGAGUUUUGUUCUCAGUAUGCUUCAAGUCCUCCUGAUGAGAAAGAGCCCCUUUGUCGUCUAGCAUGGUAUCCAUACAGGGAUCAACCUAAAUACGUAGAGGAUGGCUACAAAGUUUGUAAAGCGAAGGUUAAAGUAAGCCUUCGCGAUGGAUUUAAACUCGAUCCCGGCCAAUUCAUCUCUUUAAAAGUAACGAGCUAUGGUGGGAAUGAGUCUGAAAUAGCAAAUAUAUACCUUGGUUCUUUAGAAUACGACAUAGAUGUUAACGACAGUAAAAAUAUACUCUGCGUUGAGUACAAAUGUAGCGGAAUGUACGAUCCGGGAUUUGAAAACAGGUUUGAUAAAACUGAAGUUAAAAUUGUUCUUAGAUAUCCAAAAAGUGAAAUUCAUUGUAACGUCGUUGACAAAUCAGACGAUCUACCCUUUACACAAGUUAACCGAAGCGAUGGCAUAUUCGAGUUCGAGGCACCCGACACAUACGGUCCAAACAAUGGCCUGUACUCGGCAACAUCUGGGUUAACUGGCGAGGUCAAGACAGUCUAUGCUCUUAAAAUCAUACAGAGAAAUACCGAACUGAAAUGCAAAUCUACAGAGCAAACAAAAGGGAAUACUGAUGUCGUUGAUGACGGGUAUGCUGUUCAUUUUCGAUGCUACAGAUGUGGUUCUUUUAAUGCGGACGGAAUAUUUUUCUUCCAUCCUUGCUGAUGUUAUCGAUGAAAAGUUUGUUGUAUGAAUUGUAUGAACUGUUGACACAAUUAUGGCGAAAAUAGGAUUUAAAUUGCAUUGAUAUACGGCUUUAUAAAACAUAUUUUGGACACAGAAGAAAUUUUAAGGGGUGUUUCCUCCUUUUACAUUGAAAUCGUCUGUAUUGUAUACUGUUUACUAUAAUCAUUUAUUUUGAUCUGGUUCUCGUAAAUAUAUACCGCUAAAGUAGAUGUUGCACAUAUCAUGACUUAUUAUCACAGUUACUAUAGAUUUGACAUGUUUCAUCUAUGAAUUCAUAUUUUGUUUGGACUAACAUUGUUGCCAUAGUAUUUGUUAUAUCCCCAUGUAUGUAUCUUAGCCUCUGAAAUUACCUAUUUUCAGAAGAAAAUCCCCCAAAAGAAGCAAUGAAUAUUAUUGAAAUUUCUCCACAAAAUCGAAUGAUUUCAAUUCAACUCUGUUCUUAUUUGUAAACAAAGAUGUUGAAUGAUUGGACGUAAAAGGAUUGUCAGUACUCGCCGAGAGGGGUAUCUGACUUUUAUUUACUGCAAUACCUCGCUCUUGGAUUGACCUUACCUAAUCUAACUUUGAAAAACCAAACCGACUCAGGAACUAGAACUUAUUCUGUAAUUGGUUGCCUGUUCGUUCAACUAUGAAACAUUUGUGUCUGCAUUUGAACAGAAGAAGAGAGAAAUAAAACUUCAUUUCUUCUGAACACAAUACCGUAAAGAAAAUAAAGUAGCUGUUGUUGACUCUCUAGAGACAACACCAACAUAACUUCAAUACCUUUCAUCAGUGAGAUAAUUCAGAUUAUUUUCAUUGUUUUAUGUCUACAUAGUUGUGCAAAUACUUGGCUUUAACUAUAACAGGUUCUAGAUAUUGAAAUAAAACGUUGCCUGGGUCAUAACGCAAAUCAUUGGUUUUAAUGUUAAAUUAAGAUACCUUAUUGCUUCAUAUAGUUUGGUAUAUUUUGAAAGGAUGGUGUUUACAGAUAACUCAUCUAUAAGAAAUUUGACCGAAUAACUAUUAUAGAUUAAGUUGUUGCAGUUUAUAUUUUUGUUCUUCUUUUCAACUGAAAUUGGUUGUUGAAUGUACUAUUUUGCAGUCUGUCCAGGUCAUAAAAAGAGUUUUUUAUAAUAUACUUUUCGGAAUAAAUUUUAU
Mya arenaria is the source of this 4813-nucleotide messenger RNA. RefSeq names its product cartilage intermediate layer protein 1-like. The record is from RefSeq and is a predicted model, not a curated record. The transcript is spliced from 8 exons. Lineage: Eukaryota; Metazoa; Mollusca; Bivalvia; Myida; Myidae. Bases 8 to 3655 code for a protein of 1215 amino acids.